AUGGCGCAAUACCUUGACGAUCUAUUCGAAUUGAUUCAUCAUCCAACAAAGCAGGUGGCCCUCAAAGCAUUUGACAUAAUGUUGAAGAUGAAUGAAGAUCAACUAAGGAGUGGACUUCUUGCUGAUAAUGCAAAAAAGGCAAAGGAGUUCUUCACUUACUUUUCCAAGUUGGAUAUUGUCACUGAGAGUGUGCUGGAUGUUCUAACCGAGGCUACUGGAACUCCAGAAUUGGCAAAGUUGGCUGUAAAUGAAGAUAAAUUGGUGAGGAAAGUGUUGGCCCUAGCCAGGCAUGGAGAGACCAAGGAAUUCGUCUUACCGAUGACACAGAUAAGCAGGAAUGCACCCAAUGAAUUUCAUCAGAAGUUAUAUUCAUUGGUGGGGAACUACAAUAACCUUUUACACGGUAAUUUGUUAGUCAUGUUUAUAUUAUUUUAUGUUUUAGAUACAUUCCAUAAAUGCGAAGGUGGAAAGAACAACCCCAUUGUCCUGUUGAAUGUCGCAUAUGUAUUUAUGAACGUUACGCAGAGCAAGGAAGCUUGUUUGGAGUUGUUUGGCGAUACCAUUAAUGCUCUGACCUCUUACAUCAGCAAAAAAGAUGUUGCUUUAGGUUUCAAAAGAGUCGUGGCGAGUAUAAUUUUGAACAUCUCAUGUCAUGUUGGUAUGUUCGUUGUGACAAAACAUAUGCUUCGUAUUAGAAACGCAUCCUCUGUUUUUGGAUGAUCCCCAUGUGUUAUGCGAUAUACUUGAUCCGUUUGCUGAUGAAGACUAUGAGAUCGAUGACGAAGAGAUGGACAAGUUACCAUUGAAUUUACAGUAUGUUGAUCACAAAAGAUCCAAUUCGACGGAACUUUUGGAUACACUGAUUGAGAUUCUUGCUCAGGUAGGAAUUGGUCUGUGUAUCUUCACCAAUCUGUUCCUCAUUUUUAUCUCUCUUUACAGUUAUGUUCAACUAAAGAUGGAAGAAGGGUCCUCCGUCAUAUGCACAUUUAUAUAAUUCUGAGGGAAUUCGAUAAAUCUCAACGAAAGGACGAACCAAAAGUGGAAGGAAAGUUCUUGACAUUAGAGGGUACCCCUGAAUGGAAUCUGCUGAUGAAUACGCUUCUGUUUGAUGAUGCCGAACUCAGAGCCCCAGAGGAUGAAGAGCUGAGUAGAUUACGUGAAGUGGAAUUAAAAGAAAUUAAACUAGAAGAAUUGGACAGAGAAUUACAAUUAAUUGAAUCUGAACUUGAAGUAAAGAAGAAAGGAGAACCCGGUGAUGAACAAUAUCCGAUAGAAGAUCCUGAAUUAAAGGGAGAUGAGGCUGCCAAAAUAGGGCCGGGAGUAUCUCAAGAUUCGGUGAGGGAAAAGAAACGAAAACACAGUUCGAUCGAGGGAACAACUGAGGACUCGGAGUAG
Bursaphelenchus xylophilus (pine wood nematode) is the source of this 1395-nucleotide messenger RNA. Lineage: Eukaryota; Metazoa; Nematoda; Chromadorea; Rhabditida; Aphelenchoididae. The record is from the annotation of a GenBank genome assembly.